UCUGUUCCAUUUUUUAACAAAGUAAUGUUUAAAUGUUAUAAUCUUAUCACGUAUCGCGAAUCGAUUUCGUACAGUACAUAAAGGGUAGCGUGGCAGAAUCGAGAAUCACUAUUCACUGAUCAUCAGUCGUGGGAAGUCUACUAUUUGCAAGAUGAAAUUCGCUAUGUCAGUACUGGCUGUUCUGGCCCUGGCCGGUUCCCUGCACGCCGUGCACGUCACAGUUCCAAGCACAGGCUCAGGUGCACUCGCCAAGGAAUUGCAGGACUUCAUGGACCUAAUACCAGUGGAUCGCGUGAUGGCGGUUCUCAGAGGCUACGCAGCCCAAGACAAGGAAUUCCAAACCAUGAUGAAGCUUGUUGACUCCAAGGAAACUGUAUUCUACGUUAAAGAGAUGCAAGUCCACCCUGCGGCAAAGAAACUGCUGAACUACAUGCAGAAUGCUGGUUUCGACGUCUAUUUAGUAGUAAACAAACUGAACGCGGCACUUGGAAUUAAACGUAUCGCUCCUUUUGCUUCCCACAAGAUCACAGGUGGAUUUCUUGGUUUAAUGAUAGACCUCGCGAAUGAAUUACCACUUAAGCAGUUGAGUAAUUUGAAGAAAAGCAAAAUGGUGAAAUCCCCAGUAUUUGCCGCUUUCGUUAAGGAAAUAACGUCUCCUACAUACCACGAGUUGUAUAACCUCGUUCACACAAACAAACACGUGGUAAACAUCGCGCAACAGGCCAAACAGGCUGGCAUCCAUAGUAUUCCAAUAAAACAGUACUACAUGCACUUUAUUGUCGCCAGACAAAUUCUGAAACUACACCCGUAACUUUUUAACUGUAUUUUGGGAUUUCUAUAAUGUUAAUAUAUAUAAAAUGAAGUAAUAAAUAUUUAAUUGAACAUGUA
This is a messenger RNA of Hylaeus volcanicus, 888 nucleotides long. RefSeq lists its product as uncharacterized. The record is from RefSeq and is a predicted model, not a curated record. The transcript has 2 exons. NCBI's taxonomy places the organism in Eukaryota, Metazoa, Arthropoda, Insecta, Hymenoptera, Colletidae. Bases 152 to 811 code for a protein of 219 amino acids.